AUGGAGCCCAAUUCUGGCAGGCUUCCAGGACUCGAAGCCACCAGACCCCACAUGGAAUCAAGGGCUGCGUGUUCAGCUGCUGCACCCUUGAGAAGACCGUUCCAUGUUCUCUUGGGAGUCACUGGGAGUGUUGCAGCCCUGAAGUUGCCUGUUCUGGUAUCAAAGCUUUUGGACAUUCCUGAUCUGAAAGUAGCCGUGGUCACAACUGAGAGGGCCAAACAUUUUUACAGCUCCCAGGAUGUUCCUGUCACCCUCUACAGCGAUGCUGAUGAAUGGGAGAUGUGGAAGUGCCGAUCUGACCCGGUUCUCCACAUCGACCUGCGGAGGUGGGCGGACCUUAUGCUGGUGGCGCCUCUCGAUGCCAACACUCUGGGGAAGGUGGCCAGUGGCAUCUGUGACAACUUGCUUACCUGUGUCAUCCGGGCCUGGGACCGCAGCAAACCCCUGCUCUUCUGCCCGGCGAUGAACACCGCCAUGUGGGAGCACCCCAUCACUGAGCAGCAGGUGGGCCAGCUCAAGGCCUUCGGCUACAUCGAGAUCCCCUGUGUGGCCAAGAAGCUGGUCUGUGGAGACCAAGGUCUGGGGGCCAUGGCUGAGGUGGGCACCAUUGUGGAUAAAGUGAAAGAAGUCCUCUCCCAGCACGGCGGCUCCCAGCAGAGUUGA
Rangifer tarandus platyrhynchus (Svalbard reindeer) is the source of this 663-nucleotide messenger RNA. The record is from the annotation of a GenBank genome assembly. Lineage: Eukaryota; Metazoa; Chordata; Mammalia; Artiodactyla; Cervidae.